This is a messenger RNA of Rotaria sp. Silwood1, 1119 nucleotides long. Lineage: Eukaryota; Metazoa; Rotifera; Eurotatoria; Philodinida; Philodinidae. The record is from the annotation of a GenBank genome assembly.
AUGAGUAUAUUCAAAAUCGAUUCACAUAUUCUGGAUAAGCUUAGUAAAGAUCAAAUUGAUAGUAUUCGUUUUCACUUUUUUACUGAUAUACUUUCACAGUUACCGAUUCAAUUAACAUUGGCUAGUUUUGAUAGUGACAAAAUAAACAUUGAUUCAUUACCUUCUUAUUUAAUGGAACUAAAUCGCACGAUCAAAAAUUUAUUCAAACAAUCUGAUAGUGUUAAAUUUGAAAAAUCGAUUCAAUCAUUGAAAAUAGUCAGUCAAUGUGUUACAUCAUUAUCGGAGCAAGUUACAUCGUCUACAUUUACUGUUUAUCGAUGUCAAUUAGUAUCAAAAGCAGAUUUAGACCUGAUGCAAACUAAUAGUAAUAUAUUGCUAAGUCCACAAAGAUUCGUUUUAGCUUCACGUUCAAUUCACUCGAUUCUGAAUAUUUGUCGUCGAGCCGUUGAUAAUCGACUAUCUGUUAUUCUUUUUGAAAUAAAACUAUCGGAGAAGAUAUCCGUCGUAUAUUUGAACUCAGAUCUGAUCCUAUUUAAUAUUGGUAUUCUUUUUCGAUUAGUAUCGAUCGAUUUACGACCUGAUGGUAUUUUCUAUGCUCAAAUUGAACUAGCUAAUGCAACAAUGGAACAUAUCAAAGAACAAAUUCAAUGCAAACUUAAUGCUCGUCUCACAUGGUUAACAUUUGGUAAUUAUCUGAUGGUUUUAAAAGAUGAUAAAAUUGCUGAAGAAUAUUAUCGUUGUCUUUUAAACAUGAUUUUACCUGAUCAUCCGAGUCUCGUAUCGAUUUACAAUAAUAUGGGUUUAAUGUACAUAAUGAUGAAGAAAAAUCAACAAGCAUUAGAAUGUUUUGAAAAAGUAUCUACACUUCAAAGUCAAUCUACUCAAAAUGUAACUGGACAAAAUGAUUCAUCAAUGUCGAUUAUAAGAUUUUCUCGCGAAACGACUGCUGAUAAAUCGUCAACAUUGAAUAAAAUAGCUGAAGUUAGCUAUCAUCUUGAAGAUUAUUCAACAGCACUUGAUUGUUAUCAACAACUAUUCGAUAUGGAAGAUGACAAAAACUUACGUGAAUUUUAUCGAUCUAAAAUUGAAUUUCUCUCGUGUUUUUGUCAUAAAUGCUAA